Molecule: messenger RNA, 786 nt
Organism: Camponotus floridanus (Florida carpenter ant)
Lineage: Eukaryota; Metazoa; Arthropoda; Insecta; Hymenoptera; Formicidae
Product: putative nuclease HARBI1
Exons: 3
Coding region: 1-786 (261 amino acids)
Source: RefSeq, a predicted model, not a curated record
AUGACAUCAAUGUCUUAUCAAUAUCUUGUGGGAGUGACAACAGUGAGUACUAUAAUACAUGAAACGUGCAAAGCAAUUUGGGAUUAUUUGUGCCCUUUGGUUCUUUCAAGCCAGCUUGAAGAAAAAGACUGGUUAAAUAUCGCCAAUGAUUUCAAUGAAAAAUGGAAUUUUAUUCACUGUAUUGGAGCCAUAGAUGGCAAGCAUGUUAUUAUUCAAUGUCCCAAUAAUGCUGGAUCAGCGUUUUUUAAUUAUAAAAAUAGUCACAGUAUAGUACUCAUGGCCAUCUGCGACGCAAAUUACAUUAUUCGAUUUGUGGAUAUUGGGGCUUAUGGCCGAAGAAGUGAUAGCGGUAUUUUUAAGGAGAGUGCUAUAGGAAAAGCGUUCGAUGAAAGUCGAAUGAAUAUCCCACAGCCAGCAGCGAUUAAGGAAGGGGGACCUAUUUUACCAUAUUGUCUUGUAGGAGACGAAGCCUUUCCUUUAAAAUCAUACUUACUUCGUCCGUAUCCGGGAAGAGGUGGACUUACACCAGAACAAGAUAUAUACAAUUAUCGUUUGAGUCGUGCAAGACGAAUAAUAGAAAACACAUUCGGUAUAAUCGCUAGUCAAUGGAGAAUAUAUAGAAAACCAAUUAUCGCCAGUCCUGAAAAUGCAAAGCUAAUGGUUCAGGCAACUGUUUGUCUCCAUAAUUGGCUUCGUCGACAGGACAAUGAUAUAAACAUGUAUAUUCCUCCAUCUGUGAUCGAUGUCGAUGAUUAUCAAAAUGGCUUUAAACCAGGAACUAAAUAA